CAACAACAACAACAUCUUCAUAGUCUCGGCCAACAACAUGCACUUCACCACCCUAGUGGCACUGGUCACCGCACCCCUGCUGGUGGCAGCGGGCAUGUACCGCGAGCCAGCCAUCGAGCUCGACGCAAAGACCUUCAAGAAAGUCAUGGCCAAAGAGCACGCGUCGUUGGUGGCUUUCGUUGCCCCUUGGUGUGGACACUGCAAGAAUCUCGCGCCCGAAUACACCGCCGCCGCUGCCUCUCUGUCCCCCCUCAUCCCCUUCUACUACGUCGACUGUGACCAGGCUCAGAACAAGGGGCUGUGCGGAGAGCUCGGCAUCCAAGGAUUCCCGACCAUCAAGGUAUUCCCCCGCGCGAACAAGAGUGCCCCGCGCGACUACAAUGGUCAACGUCAGCGGGGUGACCUGAUCGAGUACGCAAAGCUUCUGAUCCCCGAUCGCGUCCGCAAACUCCGGGCCACCGCCGACGACGUCGAUUCGGUUCUGGACAAGUUCCUGGUCGAGAAGCCGGCGCUGCCCCAUGCUCUGCUAAUCCACCCCUCGGCGCCGUCGAUUCCAUUCCUGUGGAAGGUGCUCGCGGCCCGCCUCCAGAGCCAGGCCGUUCUCGGUUACAUCCGAGACACUCCCAAGCACAGCGUCUUGUCUGCUGUUGAUGUGUACGACGCGAACGACUCGGGUGACACUGCCCGUGUCGUCUUCUGGGAGGCUGGAGAGACUGGCAAGACCAAGGUGGUCCAGUACGAUGGCGCCCUAAAGUUCAACGCACUUCUCGAGUGGCUGGAGUCGGUCGUUGACGGCAAUGCCCCACCAGCUCAGGAGAAGCCCAAGGAGAGCAAGAAGGCAAAGAAGUCGGACAAGUCUGAGGAGGCUGAGAAGUCUGAGGACAGCGAGCCCGCCAAGGCCUCAGCCGACGCUGCCGCCGAAGCCGAGGCUGAGAAGGAGCGCCGCGCCAAGCGCCAGGCCAAGCUCGAUGAGGCCGAGCGCCGCGACCAGGCGCGCCGGGCCAAGCUCGCAGCGAAGAAGGCUGCCGAGGCUGCGGCUGCUGACGAGGGCACUCCCGUCGAGGAGGCGCCUCCUGCCGAGCCCGAGGAUGUCACUGGCAAGGAGGAGGAGCAGCUUGUUGUUCCCGUCGAGGAACCCGAGACUGUCAGCAAGAAGACAGCUUCUACUGAGGACGUCGAGGGCACGCCGGUUGACGCCGCCGCUGCCGAGCCGGAGGAGGCCGCCGAGGACGAGGAGCGCUCGGUCCACGACGAGCUUUAAGGCCGUCAUCCCCAUACUCAUGUAGCCAACGUGCAUGUUUCCAUUACUACACAGUCUUUCCCAUCAUAUGCAUGACGUGCGUUGCGGA
Messenger RNA from Vanrija pseudolonga, 1349 nucleotides. RefSeq names its product Thioredoxin domain-containing protein, mitochondrial (gene SPAC13F5.05). Gene Ontology annotation, biological process: response to endoplasmic reticulum stress. Gene Ontology annotation, cellular component: endoplasmic reticulum lumen. Gene Ontology annotation, molecular function: protein-disulfide reductase activity. Lineage: Eukaryota; Fungi; Basidiomycota; Tremellomycetes; Trichosporonales; Trichosporonaceae. The record is from RefSeq and is a predicted model, not a curated record. The coding region runs from base 38 to 1261 and encodes 407 amino acids. The transcript has 6 exons.